UAGAAACAUAGGUGUAGAGUCUGUCUUUCGCAACAGCAUCAGAAGUGGGAGGAAGCAUGUUCUCCAAGGGAUGAAGGAGGUUUGGGCAUCAGAAGGUUAGAAAUUAUGAAUAAGGCCUUGCUAAUGAAGUUGUUAUGAAAGAUUGAAACUGAAGAUGAAGAAUGGAGAAGGUUCAUGGGGGCCAGGUAUUAGUUAUUACAGUCAAUCUUCCAUUUUGCCUGGAAUCAAACUGGUAACGAGUCAGGUGGAUGAUGGAAGUAGGCGGCUAGUUGGAGAUAUGAAAAGUAUAUCUGUAUGGAGGGAUAUAUGGGUAAUGGACUAUGCCUUGAUUGGAGAGUGGAGAAGUUGAUUGUGGAUGGUGAAUGGAAGAUACCUAUUGAGAUGUACAAACGUUUUGCAAAGGAUGAUUUGCCUGUAUUGCGCAGUGGAGCUGAUUUAUGUGGCUAGUGCGGUGCAGAUGAUUAGAGAUAAAUAUCAUGUUCUUCCUUGGGCUAAGGAAAUGAGGUAUUGUUAAACACCACAUAGAAGCCUAGCCAAAUUUUAGCAUAUUAAGAAGUUUCCAUAAAAAGGUGUAUGAGUUCCAGAAUCUUCCAGAUGUUUCUGCAACCCCACUUCCCUUUUAUUUGAUCCACUUUCCUUUAAUUGAUCCUCCAGAAACUUCUGGAGAAACCCCACUGAUCGCAUAGGCACUUUAUUACCUUUGUCCUGUUGCUGUAGGCCUGCGUUGUUCCGUGAUAAAAGUGGCAAACUUAGGAAGCACAAAAUGAUAUAAACGCAACAUAAAAAAUAGUUUUAGCAUAUUUAGAGGUUUCCAUAUAUACAGCAUAUUAAGAAGUUUCCAGACAGCGGUGCGUAAGUUCCAGAAUCUUCCAGGUGUUUCUAGAACCCAACUUUCCUUAUUUGAUCCCACUUUCUUUUAGUUGAUCUUUCAGAAACUUCUGGAUCAAACUAGAGAUAUCCAUUCCUGUAUAUAUAAACAACAACCAACCUUGUCUUUCUCCUCACAAAGUUAUUCUUAUUCAAAAGAAGCUUCACAAAAUUCUUAUAACAAAGUUCUGCAACUCUUUUAAGCAAAUUUUUUUCUUCUGUGAGUUAUCAUAAUAUUGAAAGAGAAUGGCAGGAAAAGGUGAAGGACCAGCAAUUGGUAUUGAUUUGGGUACAACAUAUUCAUGUGUAGGAGUGUGGCAACAUGAUCGCGUAGAGAUUAUUGCUAAUGAUCAAGGCAAUAGAACUACACCUUCUUAUGUUGCUUUUACCGACACUGAACGUUUGAUUGGUGAUGCUGCUAAGAAUCAAGUUGCAAUGAACCCUAUCAACACUGUCUUUGAUGCAAAGCGUUUGAUUGGGAGAAAGGUUUCGGAUUCAUCAGUUCAAGCUGAUAUUAAGCUGUGGCCUUACAAGGUUACAGCUGGACCAGGUGAAAAACCCGUGAUUACUGUGACUUACAAAGGAGAAGAGAAGGAGUUUUCAGCUGAAGAAAUUUCAUCUAUGGUUCUCAUCAAGAUGCGCGAGAUUGCAGAGGCGUACCUUGGUUCUUCUAUAAAGAAUGCGGUUGUUACUGUCCCUGCAUACUUCAAUGACUCGCAGCGUCAAGCUACAAAGGAUGCUGGUUCCAUUGGUGGUCUUAAUGUCCUGAGAAUCAUCAAUGAACCAACUGCUGCUGCAAUUGCGUAUGGUCUUGAUAAGAAAUCAUCGAGUACAGGGGAGAAGAAUGUUCUAAUUUUCGACCUUGGAGGUGGUACAUUUGAUGUUUCGUUAUUGACUAUUGAAGAGGGUAUUUUCGAAGUGAAGGCUACUGCUGGAGAUACUCAUCUUGGAGGAGAAGAUUUUGAUAACAGGAUGGUGAACCACUUUGUGCAAGAGUUUAAGAGGAAGAAUAAGAAGGAUAUCAGUGGAAAUCCUAGAGCAUUAAGAAGGUUGAGGACUGCUUGUGAGAGGGCAAAGAGGACUCUUUCAUCCACUGCCCAGACUACAAUUGAAAUUGAUUCUCUCUAUGAGGGUGUUGAUUUCUACACGUCUAUUACUCGUGCCAGAUUCGAAGAGAUGAACAUGGAUUUGUUCAGGAAGUGUAUGGAGCCCGUCGAGAAGUGCUUGAGGGAUGCUAAGAUGGACAAGAGCAGCGUUCAUGAUGUUGUUCUGGUUGGUGGAUCAACUCGGAUUCCUAAAGUGCAGCAGUUGUUGCAGGAGUUCUUCAAUGGGAAGGAACUCUGCAAGAGCAUUAAUCCCGAUGAAGCUGUGGCUUAUGGAGCGGCUGUGCAGGCUGCCAUUUUGACUGGUGCAAGUAAUGACAACUUGAAUCAGAUUUUGCUGUUGGAUGUUGCUCCUCUCUCCCUUGGGCUUGAGACUGCCGGAGGGGUUAUGACUACUUUGAUUGCAAGAAAUACCACCAUUCCCACCAAGAAGGAGCAAGUUUUCUCUACCUACUCUGAUAACCAACCUGGAGUGCUGAUUCAGGUCUUUGAAGGGGAGAGGGCAAGAACCAGGGAUAACAACUUGCUUGGUAAAUUUGAGCUUUCUGGAAUUCCAGCUGCGCCUCGUGGUGUCCCUCAGAUCACUGUUUGCUUUGAUAUCGACGCAAAUGGUAUUCUUAAUGUAUCUGCUGAGGAUAAAACUACAGGAAAGAAGAACAAAAUCACAAUCACAAAUGAUAAAGGAAGGUUGUCCAAGGAGGAGAUUGAGAAGAUGGUGCAGGAGGCAGAGAAGUACAAGACAGAGGAUGAAGAACACAAGAAGAAAAUCGAGUCGAAGAAUGGUUUGGAGAAUUAUGCUUACAAUAUGAGGAACACCAUCAAGGAUGAGAAUAUUGCUGGGAAGUUAGCACCAGAAGACAAGAAGAAGAUUGAGGAUGCCAUUGAAGCUGCUAUCCAGUGGCUUGACUCCAACCAGCUUGCAGAGGCUGAUGAAUUUGAUGACAAGAUGAAAGAGCUGGAGAGUCUCUGCAACCCAGUCAUCGCCAAGAUGUAUCAAGGCGGUGCUGGACCUGACAUGGGCGGUUUUGGUGGCAUGGAUGAGGAUGGUCCUUCAAUGGGUGGUGGUGCAGGACCUAAGAUUGAGGAAGUUGAUUAAAGUGGAGGCAUUUGAGUGCCUGGGACCCUGAAGGUGGAGGGGUUUUAUUUUCUUUAGCUCAGUUUUACCUUACUCUUCUUUAAGUUUUUUAUUUUUCUCCAACAGUAGUUUUGAUAGAAGUUCACAUAACGAAUGGAAAUAUUUUCAGAUUUUGAUUUCUUUA
This is a messenger RNA of Papaver somniferum (opium poppy), 3229 nucleotides long. RefSeq names its product probable mediator of RNA polymerase II transcription subunit 37c. Gene Ontology annotation, molecular function: ATP-dependent protein folding chaperone; ATP hydrolysis activity; misfolded protein binding. Lineage: Eukaryota; Viridiplantae; Streptophyta; Magnoliopsida; Ranunculales; Papaveraceae. Gene Ontology annotation, cellular component: cytoplasm. Gene Ontology annotation, biological process: protein refolding; cellular response to unfolded protein. The coding region runs from base 1114 to 3066 and encodes 650 amino acids. The record is from RefSeq and is a predicted model, not a curated record. The transcript has a single exon.